CGAUGUCCACGUUCUUCCAGUUUGGGGCUUCUAUCCAGCAGGAAGCCAUUGUCAUGCUGAAAAUCAUGCAGGAGUAUGACUGGCAUGUCUUUUCUCUGGUGACCAGCACUUUUCCUGGAUACCGAGACUUUAUAAGUAUCAUCAAGACUACAGUGGAAAACAGUUUUGUGGGCUGGGACAUGCAGAAUGUGAUCGUACUUGAUACUGCAUUUGGAGAUGCUAAGACACAGAUUCAGCUAAAGAAAAUUCAUUCAUCUGUUAUCCUGCUGUAUUGUUCUAAGGAUGAAGCUGUUUACAUCCUGGAUGAGGCACGUUCCCUGGGCCUUACGGGCUAUGAUUUUUUCUGGAUAGUUCCCAGUCUGGUUAGUGGGAACACAGAAAUCACUCCCAAGGAAUUUCCUUCAGGGCUUAUUUCGGUGUCAUAUGAUGAAUGGGACUACAGUUUAGAAGCUCGAGUACGGGAUGGUCUUGGGAUUAUCGCCACAGCUGCAUCAACUAUGUUGGAAAAAUACUCCUUCAUCCCUGAAGCAAAAACCAGCUGCUAUGGGCAACUAGAGAAGAAUGAACGUCCAUCUCACACUCUACACAAGUUUAUGAUAAAUGUGACUUGGGAAGGUAAAGAUUUGUCCUUCACAGAAGAUGGCUACCAGGCACAGCCUAAGCUGGUGGUGAUAGUACUGAACAAAGAUCGAGCAUGGGAAAAGGUGGGCAAGUGGGAGAACAAGACACUGAGCCUGAAGUAUUCCGUAUGGCCAAGAUUUAGUUCUUUUAUAGACAGCGAUCCAGAUGACAACCACUUGAGUAUUGUUACCUUGGAGGAGGCCCCCUUUGUUGUAGUUGAAGAUGUGGAUCCUUUGACAGAAUCUUGUGUGAAAAACACGGUGCCAUGCCACAAAUUUGUCAAAAUUAACAACUCAACUAAUGAAGGAAUGAAUGUAAAGAAAUGCUGCAAGGGAUUCUGCAUUGACAUUCUGAAGAAGUUAUCUAAAACUGUGAAGUUCACAUAUGACCUGUACCUUGUGACCAAUGGGAAGCAUGGCAAAAAAGUCAAUAACGUAUGGAAUGGAAUGAUUGGUGAAGUGGUCUAUCAAAGGGCAGUUAUGGCUGUAGGUUCUCUCACUAUUAAUGAAGAACGUUCAGAAGUGGUUGACUUUUCAGUGCCAUUUGUUGAGACUGGAAUUAGUGUCAUGGUUUCACGGAGUAAUGGCACGGUUUCUCCAUCUGCAUUUCUAGAGCCUUUUAGUGCUUCUGUCUGGGUGAUGAUGUUUGUGAUGCUUCUCAUUGUGUCCGCCAUGGCUGUCUUUAUAUUUGAGUACUUUAGCCCUGUAGGAUAUAACAGGAACUUAGCAAAGGGGAAAGCUCCCCACGGACCAUCUUUUACCAUUGGGAAAGCCGUGUGGUUGCUCUGGGGUCUGGUAUUUAAUAACUCUGUGCCUGUUCAAAACCCCAAAGGGACAACCAGUAAAAUCAUGGUGUCAGUUUGGGCAUUCUUCGCUGUCAUCUUUCUGGCUAGUUACACUGCCAACUUGGCUGCAUUUAUGAUUCAGGAGGAAUUUGUUGACCAGGUGACUGGGCUGAGUGAUAAAAAGUUUCAAAGGCCAUAUGAUUAUUCACCCCCGUUUCGAUUUGGAACUGUUCCAAAUGGGAGCACAGAGAGAAAUAUCAGAAACAAUUACCCAGAUAUGCACCUCUAUAUGACAAAGUACAAUCAGAAAGGAGUUGAAGAUGCCUUGGUCAGCCUGAAAACUGGGAAGUUGGAUGCUUUCAUCUAUGAUGCUGCAGUUCUGAAUUACAAGGCUGGAAGAGAUGAGGGUUGCAAACUUGUCACAAUAGGCAGCGGAUACAUCUUUGCUACUACAGGCUAUGGAAUAGCACUUCAGAAAGGGUCACCUUGGAAGAGACAGAUUGACUUAGCCCUCCUUCAGUUUGUUGGUGACGGAGAGAUGGAGGAAUUGGAAACACUGUGGCUGACAGGUAUUUGUCACAAUGAGAAGAAUGAAGUCAUGAGCAGCCAGCUGGAUAUUGACAACAUGGCAGGCGUAUUUUACAUGCUUGCAGCAGCCAUGGCCCUCAGUCUAAUAACCUUUGUUUGGGAACAUUUGUUUUACUGGAAACUCAGAUUCUGCUUCACUGGGGUCUGCACAGAUAGGCCAGGAUUGUUGUUCUCCAUCAGCAGGGGUAUUUAUAGCUGUAUUCAUGGAGUACACACUGAGGAAAAAAAGAAGUCACCUGACUUUACUUUGACCAAUUCCCAAACCAAUAUGUUAAAACUAUUACGAACAGCUAAAAACAUGACAAGCAUUAAUCCUUCAAGAAUUAACUCCCCCAAAAGAACAGCUGAUUUUAUUCAAAGGGGUUCCUUAAUUAUGGAUAUGGUCAUGGAUAAGGGGAACCAGAUAUUUUCUGACAAUAGAUCUUUUCAGCCAAAGGACAAUUUUCUUGGUGACAAUAUGAGUGAACUGCAGACAUUUGCUGGCAACCGUCAUAAAGACAAUCUUAAUAACUAUGUAUUUCAAGGUCAGCAUCCUCUCACGCUGAAUGAAUCUAAUCCAAAUACAGUAGAGGUUGCUGUUACAGCAGAAGCAAAAGUAAACUCCAGACCCAGGCAGCUUUGGAGAAAAUCUGUCGAAUCUUUACGUCAAGAAUCCCUACGUCAGAACCAAGGUUCGCAGAGAGAAAAUGGUUCAGAAGAAAACAGACAGCUUUCUGUGAAGAGCCAAAGAUACCUUCCGGAAGAGAUUGUCCAUUCAGAUGUUUCAGAUACGUCAAGCCGAGCCACUUGCCAUAUGGAACCUGAAAAUAAUAACAAACACCACAAAACCAAGGACAAUUUUAAAAAAAGAUCUGUGGUGUCAAAAUAUCCCAAGGACUGUAGUGAAGUGGAACUGACAUAUCUAAAAACAAAACAAAGUGCUCCCCGGGAUAAAAUUUACACCAUUGAUGGUGAUAAGGAACCAGGAUUCCAUCUGGAUCCACCAGAGUAUAUUGAAAAUAUUGUUCUUCCAGAGACUAUUGAAUUUCCUGAUGUUUAUCAAGACCAUAAUGACAACUACAGGAAAGCAGAACAAGUUAACAGGACUCCCUUACAUAAUGAAGGCAGUCUUCCAGAUAAUGACCAGUACAAACUUUAUUCAAAGCACUAUAGCUUAAAAGAUAAAAAUACUUCUGUAGUUGAUGUGAAUGAGAGAUACAGGCAGAAUUCCACCCACUGCAGGAGCUGUCUUUCUAAUCUGCCCAGUUACACGGGCCACUUUUUAAGCCGGUCUCCCUAUAAAUGUGAUGCUUGCUUGAGGAUUGGGAACCUCUAUGACAUUGAUGAAGAUCAAAUGUUGCAGGAAACAACCAACUCAGCGCACCCUGAAGAAAUGUAUGAACGUGACUGGGUCCAAAAUAAUUCUAUCCAGUACCAGAAAAAAAAUAAGUUGAGAAUCAGCAGGCAACAUUCUUUUGACAACAUCCUUGAUAAGCCCCGAGAAAUUGAUGUUGGAAGACCUGCUCGAAGCAUAAGCUUGAAAGAGAAAGAGAGGUUUCUAGAAGGCAGCCCGUAUGCAAAUAUGUUUAAUCUCCCCCAAAACAAACUGUUGAGCCACAAAGCCUCACUUUUCACGCAUGCUCUGGAGGACAGUAAGCGGAGCAAGUCCUUGUAUCCUGAUCAUUCUGCAGAUAACCCUUUUCUGCACUCUUAUCGUGAUGAUCAGCACUUAACUCUAAGACGAAGUCCAUCUGAUCUCUAUAAACAAUCACUACCAUCACAAGCAAGAAAUGAUAAUUAUUUAAGGUCAUCCAUAAAGUCCACAGCUUCGUACUGUUCCAGAGAUGGUCGGGUCCAUAAUGACAUGUACGUUUCAGAGCAUGUUAUGCCUUAUGUUGCAAAUAAGAAUAGUAUGUACUCAGCUCCAAGGGUUUUAAAUUCCUGCAGCAAUAGACGUGUGUAUAAGAAAAUGCCUAGUCUUGAAUCAGAUGUUUAAUUUCCCCUUAACACUCUGUUUUUAGAGAAACAUAGUUGCCACCAUCUUAAGAGCAUGAGUAUUUUUAAACAGUACCAUAUUAUGGUAAAUUAUAUGUAAAUCCCUCAGUGUACCUUUGGUACAUGACCAGGUAAAAUGAUAUGUUAGAAACAUCUUUUUUAGAUGUAUCGAGGACUUGUCGAAAAGGGGAUAAAAUAGCCAUUUAUAUAAACAUAUAAAUGGAGAUUAUACUGGAGCAGCUUAAUUCAUGGUGGCAACUAUGCUAUUUUGUAUUUUGAUUAUUUUACAAUUUCAGUUACACUAAUUUCUGUUACUGAGUAUUAUUCAAUGAAUUUUUGUCACUAGAAAUGAUCAGUGGUUUUCUAAUACUGAAUAAGCAAUAUGGUAUGCAUGCAGUUUGACACAGACAAAAAGUUAAGAAUGCAUUUGCACAGUGACAAAAGUAAGAUUUCUAAAAAGUUAGACUUUCAAGGAUAUAUUUUAGCUUCAUAUUUGUUUUCAAACACAGUCAAAAUGAUUCAAAGGAAAAAAAAACAAAACCUCAGGGCCCUAAAAUGGAAUUAAAAAAUGUGUUAGCACAAAAAUGUUAUGCUCAUUCUAGGCCAUCAUAGAAGCAAAUGUAGAAAGUAAAGGCCCAAACAAUAGGGAUGUGUGAAGCUUUGGUUGCUGAUUUGAUUCAGUCUGAUUCGGUGGCUGAAUCUCUGAAUCCAAAUUGAAUCAGGAGACCCUUUAAUCUCUCCAAAUCGAAUUGGAAGCCUCCAAAUCAAUUCAGAGAGAUUCGAUGAUUCGACCAUAGACACAGCUUUUAUAUGUUUUUUCUACAUACCUCGAGGUACCUGGCACAGCUUGUGAACACUGAGAUGGUGGGUCGGAUACAGCGUCCCGUAGGAACAUUGGGGGGGGGGGGUCCCCUGCGCACUUAGUGGUGCAUUCAGAAGUGGACCAGGAGUACUUCUGAAUCAGCAAAUCAAAUCUCUGUCCCCUGAAUCAGGUCAAAUCCGAAUCAAAUACUGCCCACUUCGCACACCCCUACCAAACAAUUAAUUGUUAUGUAUCAAAAGGAAGCCACAUGGGUACUGGUUGAUGUUGAUGUACAAAUGCUUUCAUUAUAUUUCACAUGCACUUACCGUAACAAACUCAGUUACUAGAAAACUGUGCAGUCCUGUUGUGAAGUAAAAAAUUCACAGCUGCAUAACCUAGAAUAUAUAUUUUUAGAUAUUGAUAUCUGGAGCUUACACCUGUGAAGCUGUGGACCUCAUUACUUAUCUUGAAGCCUAAUAUGUACGUAAAUUUGCAUUUGCCCCUUACUGGUGAUUACUCAGGGCUGUAUAGAAUUUCUUUUACUCCACUAUAAAAACACUCCAAUGUAGGUCAUUGUUCACAAUUCGUUAGUGGUGACAUCUACUUAAUUGUACAUUAAUGUUAUUAAGAUUGUUAUAGUGUAUCAGACACCAACAGUCAUACGUUUAAUGUAAUUGAUAAGGAAUGCAAUACCAUUUGUUUGCAUAUAUUAUGAAAGUUAAUACCAUUUACUGACUUCCUCCUAGAAUAUCAUGUAUAUUUGUUGAACAUCAAGCUAGUUUCUAACCUCUCAAAUGAAACCCUUUGUAAAAGUUUAAUAGGUGCACACAUAACAGCAUAGAUAUAGAGAAAUGAAGGGAUGCAAUACUUAUUAUCACUUAUAGGCAUAUGUUAAAUAAACUAUUAGUUGUGAAAAAACAUUUUCAAGAUAAGGAUGCAUUCUUACACAAUUUUUAUUUCUGAGCCUACAAAAUUGCCACACACACACACACACAUACGCACACACACACAGAGCACAUGUUACAUUUUAACUAGGGGGGGAAUUGUACUUUACUCUUGUUACAUAUGAUCAAUUUAUGACCCUAUCCAAAGGAAAAAGUAUUUUCAAUUCAAAUCAAUAACAAAUAUUACAUGUAUUGAUUUAAAACAUUCGGGACACUGUACUUACCAAUUCCCUAAACUGUGCUGAGAACUGUUCCAAUUCCUAUGUUUAGGUAGAUAAUUUAAAUUUCAAUAACCCUAUUUCCUUAGGUUAUAUUGAAAAGUUAGUUAGAUUUGAAAGGAUUUAUCUGAGGAAACACCCCCCCUUCCCCCAGUGCCAUUUCUGUUGGGCAAAAAUAGCAAUUUCCAUAACUGUUCCCUAAACAUAAAUUCUGAAAUAAUGUUCUAUCAGCUGUUAACAGUGGUAUCUUUAUGAAAUAGGUAUAAUAAAAUGACACAAGAAUCCCAAUAGUAUGUUCCAAAGGAGAUUUGCCUAAUGAGAAAAAAAUACAGAAAACAUUCUUGUGCUGUACACAUACACAAAGUAUUUAUUAUCAAUAACACAGAUGAGGAAAGAGACAGAAUGCAGUUGUGAUUAUUGUUGCUUUUAUUGGUUCCUGCAAACCAUUUAUUAAGCAGAUUUAAGAUGCUGCUUCAACUAAUGACCAUCCACAAUGAAUUAAUCACUUUUACAGUUACUUGUUAUUUAUAAUCAGUACAAGCAUUAUUUUCAAAGGAAUGCAAUGCAAUAAGAAUUGAGCCACCUAACUUCCUUGAGAUCCUUUGAAAAUCCCAGUUCAGAUGGUUAAACUCAAAUAUGCUUAUUAAAUCUGCCUGGGGAUUUUUGUAAACUAUUUAUAGAGAAUAAUCCUCUGCAUUCAGAAUUGGUUUCCGGGAUUGGCUAAAGUCAUAUGGUAUGGUUUUUGUUCCCUGAUUGCAUAAGCUAACAUUUAUGGACAAGAGGUAUAUACCAGCCAAAAUCAUUGAGAUUUUGAAGCUGUUAGGGCUGCAAACAGAUGUCACCUUUGUCCCACAAUAAAGCAAAAUGUGAGUGCAUACGUGUCCUUGCUCCUUGUCAUGCCACAAAUGCUUCAAAAGGGCUGUGCACCAAUUCCUAGUAAUCAUUUUUGCCACUUUAUCACAGUGGUGUCUGUAUAUGUAUGAUGCAAUAUGCACGCCUCAGGAAUUCCCCUGCAGGGGGCUACUGGGUCACACGUUUCACGCUGCCUGAUCCCAACCUCUGGUGCACAUCUGUAAGUGUGGAGUGAGGACCUCAUGUGAUAUUCCCCACAUUUGUAGACACGUGCCUGAGGUCAGAGCCAACCAUGUGGGACUGUUGUCUUACAGGUUUGGGACCCUAAAGCCCUGGGAGUGGUAUGAGCCAACUUGUGGAAUAGCUGCCCCAGGCAAAAUCUGUACCUGCUAAUCAAGCAGAUCAGCUGUGUUAGACCACAUCCUGGCACAGCUGAUCCUACCACAAAAAUGACAUCUGUUUGUAGCCUUAGAGAGACAAUGCAAGAAGCACUUUAGAUAUGAGAUAAGCAGAGCUAGAACAUUUUAAAGACACUGGCUUUCAUGAGUUGUCCAUUUUACUGCUCAGCUGCUUACUGGUUCUCCAUUAGUUCCUAAUCUUGAUGGUCAGGCUACUCACCCAUUUUUCUGCCUCCGGUUCAUUGGUAUUUUGCUGGGUCAUAAUUAUAUAGCAGCAAAACCAUAUAACUAUGCCUCUUGAGCAUGUAUAGAUAUCUCUGCUACUUUAUUAGCUGUACACAUUGCAACACUGAGCCCAUGUUUGAGGACUAGAAUGUGAAGAGUCUCUUGGCAAGGAAAGUUUCAGUCCUUCAACAUCAUCUGUCAUAUUCUUCUAACAUCUUAUAAGUGAGAUUAUUCAGUUGAACCUUAUUUUCAGUGUUCUGCUUUCUAGCACCUACACUGCCACUCUUCCAUAAUCAGCACACACAAAUAGCUCAGUAAGGCAUAAAAGCUCCCUCCCAAACGGUCACUUGAACAAAACUCAUAAACCAUACGCUUAUAAGAAGAUGAAUGAGCCAAGAGCAUAAACACAGUGGUUAUGAACCACAAAUAAGCUUAGCAAAUAUGUUUCUGGCAAACUACUUCUAUGCCCUGAUCUACUGAUGUUGAGAAAAAAAAAUCUAAAGUACUCUGAACAAGGAUAUUAUCGUUGGUUUUAAAUCAAACCAACUUACACAGAAUUUUACCCAGGAUGAACCAUAGAAUUUUGCCAUGACUAUCGUAAUACCUGAUUUUGCAGCGAAACUCUCAAAAUAUUACUUGAUACUCCCAAACUUGUUGUGCCAUUAUCUCUAUUUCUGUGCAUAGACCCACAUACUUUUAAUAGGAUGUAAACAUUAGCGCUGUCUUUAAAAAUGCUGACUUUUCUCACUUCCAAAAUUGUGCAGAUGUGCCAACAUUCAAAUUUAAAUAUCCUUAAACUAGGUAGACUUGCAUUUCUGUGAAAUAUACAGCAGAUGGCUUAUAAAGGAAUAUAUAGCUUUUUCCUGACAUGAGCAAAAACAUUGUUGUAAUUCAGACUGCAUUUAUUAUUGAUCAGCAUACAGAAGCAAAGAAACCAAUUAAAGCAGCAAAGCAAAGGCUGAAUAAUGCAGCUUAAUGGUUGCAUAGAUAUGAACACUUAUGCCUUAGUGAAAGGAACCAUGUUAAUUAGAUGUGGGGUGUGAGGAUUUUGGUUUGGGCAUAUAAUAUAACUAACUAACAAGGAGGAGGCUAAUCUUCAGGGAUAAGGAUGAGGCAGUUACUGAUGGUUAGGUGUUAAGGAAAGAAAUUAAGGAAGAAGUGGAAAAAUAUUCAGCAGGGCCAAAAUGGCAGAGCCUGUUUAUGUUGAUCCAUAGAACCUGAAGGAGGUCUGAAUCUCAUCUGCCCUUAAUAUUUUAAUAUUGAUAUUUUUGCACUAACAGUCAGUGACAUUGGAAUCAAAGAUUUCUUGAUUCCUUCCUUCUCAUUCUAGCUGCUGCUUUUUAUCCCUCAGGGAGGGACUGGAAAACCUUGCACUUAUGUAGCUGCCCUCUCUAUACCUCUGUGGGGGAUGCCUAUGACUUAAUUACUGAUGUUUGUGAGUCAGUGUUGCCACUAAGAUUUCCACUGGCUCCAGCAGGAGCUGGGUCAGUCUCUAAAUGCCUAGGGCCAUUGUUGGCACUGGUAUUUAGUUUGUCUUUGUAGCAUUACAUAGCUUGGAGGUGGAGGGAUAUGGAGUCAUUGAGGAAAAGAACAUCUUACAUAGUGGUGAAAGUGGCUACUACCAACAUACUUACCUCUUGUUCUCUGCCUUUCACAAGCAUUUUAGAGUUGCCCUGUGUUUGUGCCCUUCCUCUUCAUUCUAGUAAGUCUGUCUUUCCUUUUUUUUUAACUGACCCAUUCUAUCUCCUAUACCACUUGCUGACUCCUAUACCACUCACCACCCAACUAGAAGGGAAACAUUGAUAUUAAAGUAUAUCAUAAAAUAAAGAACAAGCUUUUUCCUUCUGGCAGAUUUCAUUUAGUUUUUUUGUCUUUUUUUCUCUCUGAGAAUGAGUCAGGAAAAGAAAUUCUGUAGAGAAACUCAGCCCAAGGCCUAUUGAAAGCAAACCCUUUUUCAGCAUAAUUUUGGGGUUCUACUUUGACUUUCUAAAUAACCUUUUAGCUAUUCUCACAUAUUGAAACAAAGUUCACAAGGUUUAAGGGAAUCAGGAGUAUUUUUUCUUAUUAAAAAGUAAUUUUUAGAUGGUUUUUAAAGUGGUGAAGUGUCCAAUUUAGCUGGUUCCACUGAAUGCCAUUUCCAAAGCAUGUGAGAACAUAGCAAUAUAUACACUUAGAAAACAGCUGCUAAUUUUGAACCUGAUUCUGCUUGGACCUCAUUUAAUGCAUUCUUACUUUUCAUUGGGUCUCAAGGUUUUUUUGGUGAUAGCAUGUAAGACACAGCUAUCAAGCGUGAGGCAAAGAUACCAAAAUCUGUUCCUUGUAGAAGAACUAGAUAAAAUAUUACCGUAGAGUAGUAUGUACAUCUAGAGGCACCCGGUUGGAAGAGGUGUGGAAUUAUUCCUUUUAUCCACAAGUUAGCCAGUAUAGACCAAGUAUACCUGACAUGAACCCAAAAGUCUAAGACUCAGCUAAGAUUUAGAAACAGUUUAAGGUUUCAUUUUUUGCUGAUUUGAUCGCAAUGACAUUGACCUAUACAGGAAAAUCUGCAAUUACCUAAUAUAGAACAAUAACCUCUAUGGAUUUUGUAGACAAUAUUAAUGCUAGUUUUCUGUAUGUGUUCCUUUCUGAAUAAGUAGCAGCAUGUUACCCCAUUGCAAGAUUUUCCUCAUCCCAAAAAAUCCUUAGUUCUUAGGCUUCUUAAGACUGUUGCCCUACCAAGACAGGACAACCUAUAUUACAGUUUACCAGUAAAUUAAUUAUAACAGGUUUGAAACAGUAAAGCAAACUCUGGGUAAAACCUCUUUUCAAUAAAUGUAUUUAACUGGGUGUCAUUCUUACCUAGACCACCUUCUUCAGUGAGCAUGUCCUAAGUGUCCUUUCCCUUUCCUGAGCAGUGCAGGAAGUGCUUCUGAAAGAUGAAAAAGGUAUUUAAAUGUUUCAUAGUACAAACUGUUUUCCUUGUCAGUCUACACUGUACUGUGUUAGUACUUAGAAGUAUCAGCAAAAUAUUUAUAUUUAUUAUCACUAGUAGGAAACAAGUUAAUCAUAACUGUGCACUUACCUUGGUGGAUAUAAAUGCAAAUGCAUACAUACAAGGGUAUUUCAGGUAGUAACGGCAAUUUCAAAGUAAAACCAUUUUAUGUGCAAUGAUCAUUUACAGGACCACAUCAGUUAUCUGUGUAGUUGUAAAUGAUGGGUGUGUUGGACAAUGCCACCAUCAGUGUUCCCCAUUGCUUUGUAGUGAACCACUUGUUGCACACAGAAUAGUUUUAUUUAAAAAUUCUUACUUUCUGAAACACCCUCAUACAUAUGGGAUAAUACCAAAAUACCAAAUGCCUCCUCCCAUCAAAGUCAGCUGGAAAGCUAGUAGCUUAAAUGGGAGCAGCCUCCACACCAACAUGUUUGCUACACAGUUUUUAUCAUUCAAAUGCGUUCAUUCUGAUGUUCGCAUCUUGUAUAUAAUGUAAAGUUAUUGUUAAUAUUCACUGUUCAUUGUGGUAUUGAUGCAAAUGAUACCAAGUCUUCAUUACAGUGCAAUAAAAAAAUGCUUGUAAAUUUAGGAGAUGAUGCUUUAUGUCUCUUCCCCCCUGAAAUGGGAGGAGAGUUAGAGCCCAGCACUUUCUGGUAGGGGGUGGGCUGUGCUGUUUGUAAAUAAGAUCCUUGUCUGUAUCCCAUUUCCAGUCAGACAGACUUUCCUUUUAAAUUUAUUUAUUUUUUUGCAAUUUUCCCUAUGCCUAUAUACAGAGUAUGUUCUGUAGAAAUAUUCACUCUCCUACCACCUUUAGGGUCACAAUUAAAGUGAGCAGGUCCCCUGCAAAGCAGUAAAAAUUCACUUAUUUGUUCUUGCAUGUUCAUGAGCAUUUUUGUUACCUUGUAUAUAAAACAUCCCAUAUAUUGCACAGUCAGUGGACUCAAUGAUUUUAAAGUGAAUGCUGGUCUAAACAGCUGUCAGGAUGCCCCUGAAGAUCCUGUGAUAGUGAACUUAUCUGCUCAUCAUAUCAUCAUCAUUUAAAACCAUAUUUCAGUAAAAAAUGUAGUUACUUUGUUGCUUAUUAGAUUUUUUUUGUACUCUUCGUUAGUUCUUUGCUUGUAUGGAAAAAAAACCCUAAAUAGAUAUAGAAACUAGCACCCUGUUGUAAUAGUACAUGUAGUAUAUCUCUAGAUUUAAAAAUAUUUUUUGUUUAUUAUUCUCCACCUCUAAAAAAAAAAAAAAAAUAGUAGUGACAAACAGUUAUGCUCUUAGGUAUUUUGUGUUAGUAUUUGUUUUCACUAUCAUAGUACAAAACUUAUAUUUCUAUAUGCACAUUAUAAAACUGUGAAAAUAAAUACCAAUAAAUAUUAUGACACUAAUACAGUGCAAUGUAAAGUUAAGUAAGCUUAUACUUCCCUAGGGAACUGAAAAAAAUUCCUCAUGUUCAUAAAUGGUAUAAAGCUUUAAUGUGGGCAAAUGGUUGCAUUUACAUUGACAUUAAAUUCUAAUAGAGGGUAUCUUGUUUUGCACUUAUGCUACUAUCAAAGGUAGUGCUAUUUUUUCUCAGUGAUUGCAUAAAGACAACAAAAUUAUUUUAAAUCUAAUUACUGUACCUUGCAGUACAUAAGCAGCUUGAAAAAGCCUUUUAUUACAGAUUGUCAAAAUGAAAGAACACCAUUAGUUAGACAUUUGUAUUUCUGAUAAGUCAUUUGUUGACCAGUUCCAUUUAUGUUUCUGAUUGGUAAAAACAACUUGCAGUUUAAUUUGGGUUCUGUUUCUAAGCUGCAUUGUCAAGACUCAUGCAGAAUAUCAAUUAUGCAAUGUACAAUGAGAGUUGUGUUGUUAAAGGUCAAACACAUCAGGGUUCCUGCAUGUGGAUACCAAUAAUAUUUUUUGAAAUGACACGUACUGUGAAUUGUAGUUAAUCUCCUCAUCAUACAGAUAGGAUUAGAUGAGUCUUGAAAGACUGUUUCAGGGCUAUGUCAGCAGAAGUAAAAAUGCACAUUAUCUUCAGAUCUAGUAAAUAAGAGGCAAUUGCAAGCAUUAAAAUUAUAUGUACUGGCAGGUAGUCUGUUGUUGGGAUAUUUGUGAUGAAGUGUAUGGUAAUUGUUUAACUGGGUGUUUUGAGUGCUGCUGCUGCUGAGUUCAUAAUGUUAGCCCAACACUGAGAAAAUAAAAAAGCUAAUAUUAAAAGAUGAAAGCCCCCAUAAACUGUGAUAAGAGGGUUCUACAGGGAAAAGGGAUCAAACUAAAUAUUAAAUAUGCAAAUAUAUAUUUUAUGUAAUAGGAAAAUCCUAGCAUAGUAAUAGGAAUAGGAAUAAUGGAAGGAUGCACUAUUUUAAACGAUAUAAGCCUGAUGUUUAAUUUUUUAAAAUAGCUUCUUACUGUAUCUGGUAAUUAAAACAUGUUAACCUAAAUAUGUAUUAAGUAUAUACUCAUACAUGUGCAUAUGUUUGCCAACCUGCAUGAUACACAAACAUUUCCAAAAUGUGCUAUUUUUAACUGAUUUUAUCCUUCCCAUUCAAAGACCCCUCUAAAUCCUCAAACACUUUGCCAGUAUUUGUUGCAUUGAUCUGGUUUUAUUAUAGGAGUGCCCAGCCUGGUAAUGAUUACAGAUUCAUUAUACUGGGCACUGUAAAACAAAGAAGCAAACAAACAAAAAACCCAAACACACACACUAGAAGAGAUGGUCCCUGCUUCAAAGAGCUGACAACUCGCUCUCUGUCCUUUAGGAACAAAUGUGAAUUUGAGUUAAACAAAAUGCAGGUUCUGAAAAGCCAGUCUAUCAGCUGGUGUGCAGCCUGGCUACGUUAACUAAAAGGAAGUUAUGCUGAUUUACACUAGAUGAAAUUCUGGCCAUAGAGCUAUAUACCAAGACAGUUAUUAAAUCAGGUUAUUUUAGAAAAUGGCUACUAACAAACUUCAUUGUUGCCUGCUGUUGCAGAUAGCCACAUUAUCUAGGAAGGCCAAGCAGGAAUUCCUCAAGGUCUGUUUAAUAACCAGAUACAAUAUGUAAGGACUGUGAUAAAAACACCAAUUCAUGCGGGUGACAAAGUCUACAUUGACUAUAACGGGUUAUAAAGAAAGACAAGACUGUACUUUUUUUGUUUUUGCCUAAACUGCUACAUUUUAACAAAAUAUUAUUACCGUAAAUGCCCCAUUCUCUGUAGACUACGCAAGAAAACCCAUUUGACUUAAGUAGGAAUGUAUGAGUAAGUAAUUCUAAAUCAGGUCUAUAUUUGUUAUUUUUUGGUAUGGUUGAAAAAGGAGAAGUGGUACAUGGCAAAAAAUAAGUUAUAUUAUGUAAAAUUAUAUUUAAUAAGUAGGGAGUCUUGUACAAUUUUAAUAAGAACUGUUUACAAAUUAUAGUUUACAUUAUUUAUCUCUAUGAGCACCUUUAGAAUCUACAAUAAGCUUUUAAAGUAAUCGCACAUGUUCAAUAACCAGCAUUUUGCACUGGAAAAGACAGGUUUAUCUCUUAAUUUGUGCACAUGUUCACUUUUAUUUUUUUCCCAAUUAAAAUCAGCAUGAACAAAUAGGAUGGCUGUGUAUCAGGCAGAUAUCGACCUGGUUUGCAUGCAUCAGACCUAUUUUAUGCACAAAUUUACCUGUGUAUGCUUCAAGUACUUUCAUAAAUACUUCAUGUGAGUGUUAGUAGAAUUAAUUUAAAUUCAUCCGUUUAAAAUGUGUUCUACAAUAAACCUGAAAAACAUUCCAUGCCUCCUUUCAUUGAUCUGACAUUUUCUUGUUUAAUGAUUUUGAUUGGCUUAAAUGAUGCACUAAUAUCUUAGUAUACUACUAAUCAAAAAGGUGAAAAUAUAAUUCGUCUAGGUAAAAAAAAAAUCAAUUACAGGUUUUAAAAUAUUUUUACCUAAACACUGAAAUAAUCUAAUUUUAAUUCCUUAUCCUUCUUACCUUAAGAUUCAAACCUUUUUUUUUUCUUUUUCUCAGAAAAUUAACUUCUAGAAUCCUACAAUUACAUUUAUCAACAAGCCUCAAAGGCACAGAUCAUGUACUUUCAGCAUGGCAGGACAAAAAAUGAUAGAAUACACCUUAGUAGAAGAAGUAUGUAUUCAAUAAAUAACAUCUUAUCAGAAAUCUGCCAACUUGUCCAUUCCAUAUGCAGUAAAUUUAAAAGCCUACCAGCUCAAGUAUUUACUAGUAGAAUUUACUGCAGUAUCCUAGAGAGAGUAAUAUUUCAAACCAAAGUGUAAAGUAUAAAUUUCAAACUGCUAGCAAAGAAUAGUAGUGACUCAAAGAUCUCUUAGAUAGAGCAUAGGGAAAUAUAUUAAAAUAUUAGAUUACAAAACAGUUGUCGGAGGAAUAAAGGAUAAAUAAUUCAUGUGUAAGGGAGACUAAAAUCUGAUGAAUUUUCCAAAAGCAAGAGUAGGGGGAAAUAAUAUCAAUAGAAAAAUAGCUUUAACUUUCCAAUUAUAAGCCUCCUUUUGUCAGAUAGGAUUGAUUUAGCAAACUCCAACAAAGUUUUUAAAAGACACACACUCUAGAAAUACACAUGUACAUGACAAGCCCUUCAUAACUUUAAAAUCCUGGUUUAAUAGGUGAGUUUUACCUAACAGCAAACACAGCUCCUUUGUGUUGCAGUGAUUCAUCUAGAUAUUUUAUUUCCCGUGUUAUGUAUCCUGCCACUCAACAAUUUAUCCCCUACUCCAUAUUUUAACUCAGUGCAUGACUAAGUGCUAAUACUGUGUAAAUAUUUUCAGACAUAUCUAAAAAAAUUAUAUGUUUGCUUCAAAAUUUUUAUGAUAGAAAAAUAUAUAAUUAUUAUGGUUGUCUUACAAACUGUAUUGUGUUCUUCAUUUUUGUUAAAUAUGUAGAAAAAUAUUAAGGGAAUAGGGGACUUGAAUGUCUGUGUACUGAAAUGUAUAUAAUUCCCGGGGAAAACACAUGUGCCAAGUAUAACAGUAUGUAAAAAAUGUAAAUACAUGAAAAUUUCAUUUUUCUAAUAAAGAUAAUUUCUGCCAAUUGA
Messenger RNA from Alligator mississippiensis (American alligator), 15364 nucleotides. RefSeq names its product glutamate ionotropic receptor NMDA type subunit 2A (gene GRIN2A). The record is from RefSeq and is a predicted model, not a curated record. NCBI's taxonomy places the organism in Eukaryota, Metazoa, Chordata, Crocodylia, Alligatoridae. Gene Ontology annotation, molecular function: transmitter-gated monoatomic ion channel activity involved in regulation of postsynaptic membrane potential; NMDA glutamate receptor activity. The transcript is spliced from 11 exons. Gene Ontology annotation, cellular component: postsynaptic density membrane; plasma membrane; postsynaptic membrane. Gene Ontology annotation, biological process: monoatomic ion transport; synaptic transmission, glutamatergic; long-term synaptic potentiation. The coding region runs from base 3 to 3968 and encodes 1321 amino acids.